This is a messenger RNA of Dermacentor albipictus, 16239 nucleotides long. RefSeq names its product lysosomal alpha-mannosidase-like. Gene Ontology annotation, molecular function: carbohydrate binding; alpha-mannosidase activity. Gene Ontology annotation, biological process: mannose metabolic process. Gene Ontology annotation, cellular component: lysosome. Lineage: Eukaryota; Metazoa; Arthropoda; Arachnida; Ixodida; Ixodidae. The record is from RefSeq and is a predicted model, not a curated record.
CUGCCGUAGAGGUAGUACUUUGCAUAGCUGCCCUGCAUUUGGGUAGCAAGGAGGCAGAAGAAAGUCAGAGGAGGAAUACAUGGUGGCAGAUGCCUCAACUAUGCCUCCAAGGUUGGAUGGGUGUGGUGAAAAUGCCAUCAGUGCAGAGCCUCGCUUACGGCAUUCUUCAGUGCAGCAAUGAUAAACGCCACAAGUGCCGCCAUCUCAGGGGAGGCGGCGGCGGCAGGCGGUGCGCGAAGCGGUCGUCCGGCGUCGCUCGAGGAGGAGGGGUCGGCGGAGAGCGGCGGCGAGCGGGAGCGCUUCUCGCUCCCGCUGCUGGUGUUAGUCGCCCUGGAUAUGCGCAGGGACCCGGUCGUGCAGGGCCUGGCCACCAUGCUCCUGCUCUCCGGCAUGCUCUCGCUCGUGCUCUGCUCGGCGCUGGCCGGCCUCCAGCAUCGGCAAGCGGCGCAGCGUGAACGCCGGCACGAGAACGCCUGCAUCUACAAGGCCUGCCACGAGACCAAGCCGGGUUUCCUCAACGUGCACAUUGUAAGCCACACCCACAACGACGUUGGAUGGGUCCACACUGUGAACUUUUACUACAGAAACUACGUGCGUACGAUCUUGGACUCGGUGGUCGCGGAGCUGGAGGCGAAGCCGGACCGACGAUUUAUCUACGUCGAGAUGGCUUUCUUCACCCGCUGGUGGGAGGAGCAGACGCCAGAAAAGCAGGCCUCGGUGCGCGCCCUCAUCGAAGAAGGUCGGCUGGAGUUUGCAGGUGGUGGCUGGUGCAUGAACGACGAGGCGACCACGCACUACACAGCAACGGUGGAUGAGAUGUCGCUAGGACUGCGCUGGCUGAACGCUACGUUCGGCCAUUGCGGCCGCUCGCGCGUCGCCUGGCAGAUCGACCCCUUUGGACACGCACGCCAGGAGGCCGCGCUCUUCGCACAGAUGGGAUUCGACGGCUUGUUCCUGGGUCGCAUUCACCUCGAUGACAAAGAGUGGCGGCAGCGCACCAAGCAGAUGGAGUUCCUGUGGAGAGCAGACAAGUACAUCGGCGAGAAAGGAGACAUAUUCACGGGUGUCCUGCCAAACGUAUACUGGCCGCCAACGGGCUUCUGCUUCGACGUCUGGUGUGUGGACGAGACGUUGGACGCAUACAACGGACAAAGGAGGGCGAGAGAGUUUCUUCAUAUCGUCGCUAAACAGGCCAAGCACUACUCCACCAACCACACCGUAGUGACCAUGGGCAUGGACUUCCACUACAGGGACGCUGCUAAGUGGUUUCGCAACCUCGACAGCCUCAUCCAUCACAUCAACGCAGAGCAAGCGAACGGCAGCCGCGUGCACGCCUUCUACUCGACUCCCGCCUGCUACCUGAAGGCGCUGCACGACAGCGGCCUGCGGUGGCCCGAGUUCUCGGAUGACUUCUUCCCGUACGCCGACCAGGAUCACGCCUACUGGACCGGCUACUACACGAGCCGGCCAAACUUCAAGUACUUCGCGCGCCACGCCAACGGUGUUCUCCAGGCGUGCAAGCAGCUCAAGGUCAUCGGGCAGCUUGACGACAGCGCGGACGUCGACACUCUUGCAAAAGCUGUGGCUGUGUUGCAGCACCAUGACGCAAUAUCGGGCACUCAGAAGCAGCAUGUCGCUGAGGACUACGUAUACAUGACUGAGAUAGGAAUCAAGCAAUGUGAGGACGUAUUCAACAAGGCUUACCGGCGAAUGCUGCUAACUGGCGCUGCCGGGACCGCCUUCCAGUCGGACAUCUGCUUGACUUUUUGCCCGCUUCUCAACAUCAGCAGCUGCGAAAUCACCGAAACAGCCGACGAAUUUUUUGUCUUCGUCUACAACCCGCUAUCUACGCCCGUCCAAACGUACGCGAGGCUGCCGGUUACGGGCGGCGGCUACGAAGUGAAAGAGCUGCCGGGACAGGUCAUCGAGGCACAGCUCGUGCCGGUUCAGCGGAAGGUGCUGCGCAUCCCCGAGCGGAAGACGUCCACCGCGACAUCGGAGAUUGUCUUUCCGAUGCAGCUGCCGCCCAUGGGUGUCACCACCUACCAGCUGAGGAAAUACGAAGGUUCCACGCUUCGGGACAGUGAAAGCAGUGCUGUUUUUGACGGUGGCAGCGAAGCUCCGGCCAUAGACAAUGGCAAGUACCGGCUUUUCUUGGACCCUGUGACGGGCCUGCUGAGUCGCGUGAUGCUCCUCAACACGGGCCUGGAGGUGCCCUUCCGCCAGUCGCUGUUCGCGUACCUCGCUUAUGAAGGCGUUGUAGAGAAGCCCUCGGGCGCCUACUCCUUCAAUCCUUCGGACGAUCAGCCCAUCGAUCUGGGUCGCCGAGUCAACUACAGCCUCGUCAAGGGCCCCUUGGUGCAAGAGAUUCACCAGACGUUCAGCGACUGGGUCUCCCAAGUCAUCCGGCUGUACAAGGACGAAGACAUCAUCGAGUUUGACUGGGUCGUUGGGCCCAUCCCGUUCAGCGAGGGCCGCGAGCCCAGCCGCGGCAAGGAGAUCAUCUCACGUUACCAAACCUCGAUUUGGAACAAUGGCACUUUUUACACUGAUUCCAACGGACGUCAGACAAUAAAGAGAACGAGGAACGCUCAUCGACCGUGGACCAAAACCAUCGUGGAGCCCACUACGUACAACUAUUACCCUGUGGUCUCGUGGAUCUAUCUCAAGAAUGAAACUCAUGACCUCCAGUUGACAGUGUUUCCAGACCGACCACAAGGCGGGAGCAGCCUACAUGAAGGCGAACUCGAAUUAAUGCUUCACCGGCGGCUGCAGUAUGACGAUUCGUUCGGCGUCGAGGAGCCCUUGAACGAGAUUGGCGUGGACAAGCGGGGCCUUGUGGCCCGCGGCACGCACCGCGUUUUCUUGGGCUCCAUUGAGGACUCUGAGCGGAUGCUGCGCUCCAUGGCCAACCGGCUCGUGCUCUCGCCGCAGUUCGCCUUUCACACACGUGACCGGGAGCUGCUCGACAUCCCGGUGCCAAGGGCGAGUGGGCUGCAGUAUCCGUUACCGCCAAACCUGCACCUGCUGACAUUAGAACCCGUCGGAGGAAGCCGUGCGAUCGUCCGCCUUGAACACCUCUACCCCGGCGUCAAGGACAACAGGCUCAACAAGCCUGCUUCGGUAUCCCUUAAGAACAUGUUGGUCCCAUACACCGUGACGGCAGCCGAGGAAACCGUGCUGUCGGCACACGAGUAUCUGCGCAACACGACCAGGUUCCACUUCGAGACGAGAGACUCCGUGAGGGAGUCGCCCACCCCCGCUCUGCUGCGGCGUCUGGCGGGGCAUCGGAACGCCGGUCUGAGCACCGGCGCAUCUUCCUCCGGGAAGAAUUCGUUGCCCAUCGACGAGCGGCUUUUCACGGUGACGGUGAAUCCGGGCGAAAUCCGGACGUUCCUGGUGACGCUAGAACCCAAGAACAUAGGCUAACGAAUGAGCCCCUCUCUCCAUCUAUACUAUAGGAACGUUGGAAACCUUGCGAUUUUUUUUUUUUUGGAACGAUAUAGACGCUGCUGGUAUCAGCUUCACAUCUAUAAUAUAGCACAUCGUCGUAGCCCGCCCAGGCGGCCAUACCGGCAAGAUAGCUGCGCAUGGAGGCAACGUUGGCAGGCCAGGUCAUGGGCACAUGUUUUCUUAACUGAAGCUCGGUUCUGUCGACUAGCUGCUGAUGCAGCGGGAAUCGGUCGUUUCAACUAUAUAGAAGAGUUUAGAUAAAUUCUUUUUUGUUUUGUUCGGGAAAAGAAGUUGCGGCAUGCACUGGGAACAAAACAUGCUCACUUGUAAAUGCAUGCCUUAGUUUUUAACAUGCUCAACCUUUUUGGCUAUUAGCAACAGAUGGCCGCUGCGUAUCAUGUCAAGAAAGGAUAAAAUGACUCGACUUUCCUAUAUUCAGCGCAAUGCUUAGGCAAGCGGUAAGUGAUAUGCUUAAAAACUAAAUGCUUGCAUAGUUGCACACAACUGAACAGUUCGCUAUGCUGCCUUUUUCGACAAAAUAUCUUCCCUGCUUAUUUUCUGACAUCUGCCUCAGCUUCGUGGCAUAUUGGCUCGCUGCGCGAGCUUGCUAAACCAUAAUAUGGCAAUCGUCAUGAUUGUGAAUAUCCUGGACGAUCAAGGCGCGAUCAGAGAAUCUAUGGUGGCAGGGUGAACGAAUCCAAUUGAGUGAGCAUCUCAGAGGCACAACUGAGAAUGUUACCAGCACCACGCGCUAAUCAGCGGCAUUACCGUAACCUAUGCGGAAAUUUUCAGCGCGGAGCUGUUGGCGUAGAGGUCAUUGUUUCAUUUCUGGGCCGCGAUUUUGCAGCGAUGCCUUUUCCGGUGCUAUUACUUUACGCGCUUCGUCCGAAGGGAAAGGGACGCUGCGCCCGCGUUAUCAAUGCGAUCAGCCUUCUGUCAGCGGUGGAUAUUGAAAGUGGCAUAAAAUAGAACGGAAAGCAACGCCGCAAAAGUCGCCGGCCCAGAACACAGUUUCAACUAUUCGCACCUUGAUCGUCUCCGAUAGCGUAUAUACUGCAUGUAUCAGGCGCUCCUAGAUGUUCCUGAAUCGUUUAUUUUUUGUUAAUUUCUUGGAUGAGUUGAGCAAGUAGAAUAGUGUGACCCGUCGGCAUGUCCCGUGGCUGUUGCGCUGGAGGGAACGCAGGUUGUUCCAAGCAUAAUCACUUGAAGUGACCAAUGGCUGCUCCAAAGUCGGGAGGCGCUUUGUUUUGCUUCUGUAGCUGCAAAACGCCGCCUUACACAUCUAGUCUACUGUGAGAAGCGAGGGGUUUUCUUUAUAUAUAUAUAUAUGUAGCAGUUAUUCAAAGCCCACGAGCUGAGACGUGACGUUAACAACCGUUUCUUUUCGUUCACAUCCUCUUUAGUACGCUGGCGUAGCCUCACAAUAGGCGAACACUUCAUGCGAAGAACGAUCAUGACGUUUGAUCAAAAAAAAGGGAAAAAAAACCUACCGAGUGCUUGCAUUUCAGCUUCACUUCUGAAAGACAGUGUGCAAUUCUGCCUCGUGAAGAAAGCAUUGUCGUUGUGAACUCAACGGAGAGUAACCGCCACCUUGAUCAUCGUUGUUAUCGCUCAGUUUCGUUCUUUAGUCGACGGUAUCGACAAUGUCCCGUAGUUAUUUUCCUCUUACUUUCGUUUUCGGCUCUCUUCUCUGUUUCUCUUUGUGUGACGUAUGACUACUGUUUGGUGAGAGCUUGGUGAAAAACUUGUAAAACUAAAGUUCAGAGCCAUUUCAGACUUGUGGCUGUCGCCAUUGAACAUUGAACAUUGAAGGUGACUAAACAUGAACAUUGAAGGAAGGUGACUAAAAACGGCGCAACGUGUUUAUAAGGAUCACAUCUGAUUAUCACAGUUCUGGUUUCACUUCUAAUAAUGAAUUUCAGCUCUAAGGCAUAAGAAUCGCGUUAAGGUAAACCAUUACGCACCAAGCUAAACUUAAAUAGUUCGGGAGUCUUAUUACUAAGGAAGUCAUUUUGAAAUCUCUCUCAAGCCUAUGAAAAUUAAGAAAAAUAUCUGCCAGCUGACUGGCAGACUUUUCAAAAGCAGCAUUCAACUGGCGGGGCCUGAUUUGUUCCUAAAUAUAGACGAAUUCGAAGGUCAACGAAGGGUAGAAACAGGAAAGUUUAUCCAUCGACGGCAGCUGACCCGACGACUGUCGAGGGGAACGUCACCGUACUUCGUGGUGUGCCUGUACAGACCGACAAGAGCUUGGAUUGGCAUGCUGCGAAGCAGGGCUCAAUAUCAUUAGAGACCCGAAGUGAAUAUGUGGCCGAAACCACUUCUCCGAGUGACCAGCAAAUGCAGACGCGAGAGAGGGUUUGUUUCAAUUAGGGCUUCAAAGUUUUAGGCUGCACACGGCCACAGGGAAUAAAGAGCACGCGUUGUGAAGCCGGGAAGACGACUUUUCUCGUGUUUUUCCUGUACAUGGAUGCUGUCACCAGAACCGAUUAUUUAGGUUUCACUAAAAAAAAAACGCUUCACUUUUUGUUUUGUGCCCGAGAAACGCUCUUUCACCAAUGGGAGACAAGAUUUUUUUUAGUGUUACUUCGAGAAAUAGCAUCUCCGACGUCGUCGGUUAGUGUUCCGGAGUUAGUUAUAUAGGCAGGAUCACUUUGUUUACCACAGUCUGAGCGUGCGGGGAGACGAUGACAGACCGUUAGUACCGUGCCUGUGACUAUCGAAUUAGUAGUUCUAUUUGGCACACCUAAGCACCCACGUUGCGAUACGAUGCGCUGAGUUUUACGUUCCUGCCCUUACAACUUUAAAUAGCGCCUUCAGUCGCGCUGCAAGGUCUCGGGUCACCUCAUGAGUCGUUACGAUGGUGCUUCCUCACUCUUGGAUCAUAUAUACGCGUAUCGUGACGACUCGGAUAUGCGCCCACCGGCAGCAGCAUGAUCUUUAUUGCGACGUAUUUUGAGGCCAUUCGUAUGUAUCGUGACACAACUGCAUCAAGCGCGCGCUUUACUGGCACCAUGUACUGCACAGACAAGUCCAUUGCCUUGUAAUAAGCCGGGCUGCGUUCCUUUUGGCAUUAAGUGAAUAUGCAGAUUUAAUGAAACUCUUCCAACAGCUCAUGGCGCCUAUGCGCUUUGAAAUUAAUGGCUCAGCUUCCCCACGAAGUGAUCGGCAGAUGCAGCGUUGCAAGCCAUGCAUAAAAUAGAUUCACGCGCCCUCAGGUAGUUCAUCCCAGGGUUGGUUAAUUCACGGUUGUUGGGGCAUUUGUGUGGGGAAAUGUAAUGUAGCGAAACAUUACGUUCUUCAGCAACUGCACUAGUACGUGUAAAAUCUACAGAAUGUUGCGGAUAACGGUGUAGUUUAAGUAGGAUAACGUUCGCCGUGUAUUGCUUGGGGUGGGUACUGAGAAGUUUUCGGUAGCACUUGCGCUCUGCACGAUCGAAUAAAGCUGCGCAGGCGUUGUUGCGCUUAUCGAUAGUCUGGCAGCCGCACCGCUCUUUCGAAAUAUCCGUGAUACGAAUCUCGCAUAACCCGGUAAGAGUCUGCUUUCCUACUUCCGUCUUCACAUCGUGGCGUCAACAAAAUUUUAUGUGCAAACACUCGUGCCGCUCUGGCGACGACGACCGCACGCGGUGUGUAUAUAUGCAUGCCUGCGCAGCCAACCGACAGCUUCUGCCAUUUUGUGUUUUGUUUCGAGGCGCGCAGGCUGAAACCUGUCUGUGUGUGCAGUUAUACGCCUCUGUGGGCGCACGCUUGAUAUGUUGUUACACCGUUCCCGCCUUGCCACUGUGUGGCACUGAAGCUGUGAUUUUCGUUAUUGCCUCCGGCGUUUUACUCCCCCCUCCCCCCCCCCUCCACCUUUCUUUUUGUUUCUUUGGAGCUCUGGAGCUCGUGAAGUGUUGCGUUUACAGCUAUGCUUCACCUCGUGUUUUGUUAUUUUACCAGGCUGCGCGGCUAUUCCACGUCAAGCGAUGGCACCUUCACCUUGCUGAAUAUGUAGAAGAAGAAAGAAUGUCGGCUGCAGCUACAUUAGUGAACUAGGAAUGAGGCGCUAUCUGCGUGUGAUCUUGAUUAGAAAAUCUGCUAGUUUUUCUUUCGGCGAUGCUGCUAUUUGUCAUAAGAGCUCAGGAAAGCAAUGACGCUUCGGUUCUUCGAGAUUUCUUCGAGCACGAUAUGUUGUUUUCGUUUCACAAAAUCGGUCCCGUCUGCAAGUCGUCUCUCGAUGUAUGAGUCAGGCCUUAGUACGUGCGCUUUCUCUUGAACCACGAAGUUUACGCGACGGAACUAGAGGCUUUUUUCCUCACCCACGUACCACUGGCAGAAUUCUGCACACACGCAUCAGGCGCUUGUAUUCGCGCUUGAGGCGACACGCAAGGAAAAACUCGCUGAUGGUGAAGUUUGUCAUCGCUGAGACAGUGGUUGAUGACUGCCUGCACUUCUGUCAAGAUGCUGCAGGUGGCGGAGCCUUGCUCGAUGUGAAGCACAUUGCUUCGUAAGAAUAAAAAUUAUAAAAUAUAUGGUUGAUGGGAAGAGGGGGAGAAAUCUAUAGCUGUACGAUAAAGAUAUAUAUCGACACACCUAUGUAUGCAUAGAAUUAACGAGAUAAUAUAUUCUCUGUUUAACUUCUCAUUAUCUAUUACCUGUAAAUAAGCGCGUAAGUUUAACUAAGCACCCUUUCCGCGGGUCCAUGUACUAACAGCCCACGCACUAAUUAUUACGCAAGCACGUCGGGAAUUUUGCUGUUGUAUACAAAGUAAUCUAGCGUGAUGUAAAGUGCGUGCAAAAUGAAAAAAAAAAAGAGAGGAAAGAGUGGAGUGAAAAUCUUGGUUUCGAUCGUAUUUUUUCUGGCUCUUUCUCCGACACUGCGUGUACAGGGGAAUGUGCGUGUUAUCUCAGAGUGUGUGCAAACAAUCAUCGAUGUUUGUCUUUUUGAGCGCAACAUUCUCUUGCGCGGAUGACAUCAGUAUGACUGUUCUUUGUGCUACUUGUGUGUAUGCUAUCGCGGACUAUAAAAAAAACCUGUAUUAUGUAGUCCCAUGCCGAAACGGGAAAAUCACUUGCUCCUGUACGCGGGUCUGCCGCGAAAUAUUGCUGUUCGAAGUGUUUAGUGUAUUCACCAUCUUCGGGACAAGCUGCUGUUCCGGCGCGCGACAUUCAAGCCUCAAAGAAUGGUCUUGAAACGCGGGAAGCAGCGCCCAGUAGGCGACACAAAAGGAGAAGAAGCGGACAAGACAGGCUCUCCUUUCGUGUCGUGUAGUGUGCGCUCUUUCCCGCGUUCUAAGAUGAUUAGUCACGAAAUGCGCCCGGCCGUCGACCUAGCUGUACCUCAAGAAAUGAAGUAAUGAGUGCGACUCUAGCAACAGGCCACUACGUGUACGCAAAGGCGAGUGGUGUCAGCUGAUCGACCUUGUUCUCGCUUAACUCGUGCUUUUGGCUAGAACGUACCGUCAUGCCACCGUUACUUCCUUCCAGUGCCAAGCGCACACUGCGCGUCUUUACCGCGCAGCUCACUGGCAGCAGCUUACGACAGUGACGGUAUAGCGACAAAGGCGUGAGAGUAUGCUAAAGCACGAUAAUAUAUCCCGACAGCGCGUGCCAUUUCUCGAGGCCCAUCUAUUUAGCGCUUUUCUUUUUUAUUGCUUUGCGCAUUCGCGGCCCGUUAGAUCACGGCAACGUACAUGUGUGCGUGACAAUAUUUUAGUGUCCCCUUGUACACUGGCUUGCAAAAACAGGCAUGACGUUAUUCUUGUUCAAGGUUCUCUCGACGAAAUUCUGCUUCAUUUCACAUUUUCUGCAAUAUGAGUGUAUAAUAGAAGUAGGGCUGUGUCAGGUCUCUUCUUAUACUUCGAGCAUCGACAAAAUUUAUUAUUAUUAUUAUGUUUUGAUCGUGGGCAAACGUGUCUAUGAGUACAUAUACAUAAAACAAGCUUUUUCUUUCUUUCUGAAACCUGGCACUGCUACUAUGUGUCAAAAAGGAUCAAGUGCGGACCGUCUCACGUUACUCGAAUAAGCCUGAUCUGAACAAUGCUGGGGUUCUCGCGUGAAAUAAAGAAAGAAACCCGGAACUAUUCUGGCGCGAACAGUGAAACAAACUUUCAUGAACACUUGACCGGAUGCAUUGUCUAUUUGACGUCGCUUUAACAGUCGCUUAAUCUGCAGCAGCAACUUAAGAACCAGCACGGACUCAUUGAUAAUUAGAUCGUUUUGGCGCACUCAGCUUUACACGUGCAUCACUAGUACUGUUGUCAGGUAUGUUGCGUCCAAGAAAGUCGUCGCGCAGUGGGCUCCAUGGUGCAGACUUAUGUUGGGCGUGGAAGCGAUAUUCUCUGUCCCCGAGUUAGAUGUGAGCACUCGCACUCGCCUUUCUUUCGUGCCAAAAUAACCUAUAUCUGUUUUUGAUAAUCGCAAAAAGUAAUAGAGCAUUCUUAACACGUGCCAGAUGCUUCUUCAUUACCGUGAUUAUCAGACGUACCGCGAAGUAUCGCGUCCGGGUCUGCGAGGCCCUACGGUAUGACAAGCCGAAGGCGUCCUUCGGCAGGUAGAGGUCGCCCUCUGCGAAGAGUGGGGUCUACAGGACCGUCGCGCGGCCUGCGACUCUCUCUUGGCUUUCGUCAGGGAGUCGGCGCUAACUGCAAUGGUUGUAGACACCACUCCUGGCAGCGAGCUCUCUCAUCAACGAUAACACCACACCGUCCCCUUAUUCCCACGAAACGGCAGCAGCCAAGAGCGCGAUCCUUUUUUAGCAUCAUUACCGUGAUUUUCUUUAAUUAUUACUUUAUUGUUGUUAUUAUUACUCAGUGUGACAUCAGUGACAUUGAACAGCGGCGUGUGUGAAAGUCGUGACAAGUCGACCGUUAUCAGCAGCAGGUUGGACUUCUGGAAUAGCAGAUAGGCAACUUUUAUUCAAAUAUGGAAAGUUGGUGCGCCAGGAGAAGGCGAAAUCGAAAGACGAAUGGUGACGCCACCUUGAAUGUUUCCGGAGCGCCUCCCCAUGACGUCGCAUAUAUUGACAACUCUUAGCCGUGGCUGGGACAUUCCUUAUGACAAAAAAUAUAUAUAUAUACAGUGCGUUCGAAAAUAAUCGAAAAUUAAACAUCAUAACUCUGUCUUUUUUUACACUUUUCGUGCCACACAAAGCGAAACAUCGUGCGAAGAGUCAUCCGCACCGCGCCCUGUUAUUUCUCAUUUCCCACUGCUAUCUGUGAGCCGUAGUGCGCAGCGUUUGUUCUUACGUCCCGUGCACGUCAUGUGCGUAUUCUUAUGGCCGUAUGAUCUCUCUAAAAAUGAUCGCAUUUUCACAAUAUUGUGCCGUAGCAUCUAAACUGGAGGCACCGCAGCGUGUUCAUGAUGUCCUCGUUAUUUUUGGUAAGAUUGCAAGCUUGUACCGACUGAAGCAAGUGUUGCACGCAAGUUCGUUAACAAGGACAACAUCGGUGUUCAAUUAUGCGCGUUUAGUAAGUAUUCCUGUAAUAAAAACACAGCGGUCGCUUUUGGGUGCCUCGCGGCGUUUGCGCCGGCAGUCUGUAACGACAUGCCGCUGUCAAACAAAUAAAAUGGUUCACUGCCCGCGAACCGACGUCACGUUGCCAAAAAGAAAGUGGUGUCAUAAAAUUUAUUGUUGCCUGUUCAUGGGUUUGCCGUUUAGAUUCUCAACCAAUGACAGAGAUAGAGACUGAUAAAAGAGAUGAGAAAGGCAGGGAGGUUAACUGGAAGAUAGAUACCAAGUUUGCUACCCUGCACUGUGGAAGGGUUAAGGGGAGACAGAAAGAUAUCUUUAAAAAUGCACACACAUGAAAAGAGUGGAAGAGGGUAAAGAAAAUAUUAAAAAUGCACAGAGAGAUUACACUUGCGCAGUAUGGUAAGGAAAGAAACGCGAUCAAUAAUGUGACGUUUGUAGCCCUGCUGGACACGAACACAACAAUAUAAUUAAACUUCAUGGCGAUGCAGAGUAUGUAACUGGCAAACAUGGCAGCAUUGUUUCGUUGUAGCCUUCAUUUUUUUUUAUGCCAUGACUAUUUAUUUUGUAUACCCUGACUGACCUGUAGUCGGAAGAUAAAAAAAAAACACAACCUGCACAUUAGAACACUAGAUAUACAAUGCAUCCGUCGCAAGUUAAUUGAAGUGGUGGGCGUGUAAAAAAGUUCCAAAAAGUUAUGCGGGGCUCCAGGAUCAUGUUCGCGUGGCUGUUGUUCGUCACUUGAAGCGUCCUGCAUCCACGUAGAACCGGUUCAGGAGUACCGCGCUGCAUCAUAAUUUUGGGCUGCUGGGAGCAGUAACGUUGUCAGAGAUGUGAAUACGUGUAUGUGAUUCUGCUUAUGUCUAGUGUGACCCUGUCAAUGACGUUAAUGCUUGCACGUACAAGCGUCAUUUCUUGCAGCUGGUACUUCUUGGGUACUUGUAGAUGUUUUACUGCUGCCUUUAGUACUGGUGCACUUUUUGGCUGCAACUCCUAUCGGAGGAUGUUAAGAAUGUAUUCUGCACACUGUUCUGUCCGACCUGCCAUGCGUGCAGCGAGCAGUGACAAACGUCUCAGAGUUCAAUCUUAUGCGUGCUUGCAAUGACAAAAGCACCAGUGAGUGAUGAUUUCAUUGCAACUUCGCAUGUAUGUUCGCUUCCUUACAAACAUUUAAUAUGGCACUGGGGGCGAAAGCCGGUACACGCACAGAGCUUAGUUUGACCAACGUGACAUGACCGCGUUUCUGAUGUGUGUGCGUGUGUGUGUGUGUGUGUGACCUUGGCCACAUCACCUAGUAUUCUCCAUAACACCAUAACGCUGAAGCCCUUGUCGUACUUGCGCUGCGGCUCAAGUGUAAGCGCAGUGCGCUUCAGGUCCUUCAGCGCCAAAUAUAUGGUGAUUCCACAUGUACAUUUAUAUAUAUAUAUAUAUAUAUAUAUAUAUAUAUAUAUAUAUAUAUAUGUAUCUAUAUUUCCUGUUGCUUCUUCGGCUACUGUUUAUUGCGGCGAGUGUUUAGCAGUUGCUAGCGUAAAUGACGUAUGUUAACUUAUCACUCCCUCCAGUGAGUGUUCGGCACUGUGUAGUUUAUAUAGCGUCUUGUGACGCUAAAGCAGUAAACACAAAAAAUAUGUAUCUCUGUUUGUGAAAUGUUUGUAUAUUUCUAAACGCCAAAUGUUUGGGCAGCUCCAUACAGUGUCAAGGCGCCAGUAGACAUGCGCAGUCAAUUCAACUGGCACAUGGCACUUUUCUGUUGCGACCUUCUCGGUUUAACCAGUUCGGAGUUCGUCUAGACGCGCCCCUUGGUUACUCCUUCAGACCUAGGUUCCAGAAUGGCACCUGUCGCCGAAAAUUUGAAGCCCAAGACAUGUUGGCUACAGGUUGGCUCGUUAAAAACAAGCUUCCCUGACACUUGCAGAACAAAAGCGGCGUUGUCAUUAGGCGAACGUUUGAGAGCACCAACGGCCUUUUGAUUGUUUGUGACGAACCACGUAUACUCAUAAAAUAGCAGCUGCUGUGACUGGAAGUCUACACGGUAAUCAGAUCAUGUAGGAACAUUUCGCUACGUAAACGCCACUUGUUUUCUUGUUUUUCUUUUGUGUUUUGUGCGUGUGUGUACUUUAGUUGUGUCGUGGCCAGUCAAUGGGCCGUUUUCCUUGCUUUUUCCUUUCCACGCGCGCACCUCUUGCACGCGGCUAACUUUACAUUGUUAGUCGCUAAAACUAGUCAGAAAAGUCGAGAGGUCAAGGCUUAUGGCUUUUACGGUAACGAUUAGAAGGUGCAACUGGCGGAAAGUAGAGGUGACGCAGCAAAGCACCGAAAGACGAAAACUGUUUGCAGGUGUUACGAGAGUCUUGGAAUGUGAGCAAGGCACGCAGAGAAACGCUAUUAAACUAUUAACUGCUCGGAAAUUGGGAAAAUCGGCUGUGGGUAGUUCUCCGGAAAUUCCUCGGCGAUAACGGUUGCUGACAUAACGGGAUAAUAUUAAUGUCACAUUCAAAACCCAUGUCACGUUCACGACAUGUCACGUUCACGACAUGUCACGUUCAAAACCCUUCUGUGUCUUCUCUGUAGGGUCAGGGAAGCGUUCAUCCGCUGUUAUUUACAUCGCAGCCUAAAAAAGAAAAAGAUAAAUUGAUUAUGCGCACGAGAGUAUACAUUCAAAAUCACAUCUUUUUUGCUUGUCUUGCUGGCCGUAAUAAUUGUAAAGUGGAAUUUUUAAAAACGACACAGCCAUUGAUUCUAUAGCAUUCGGUUUGAUAUCUUCAAUCAAGUAUAGUACGGUGUAUGAAAAGCCAAUAGUUCUUGACAGCGAAAUGGUGUCAACGUUUUCUCGUAGAGAACCUCGCAUGUUUGACCGAACGACCUCGCCUUUGAUAUAGGAAAGAAGUUAGGAAGCUAUGGAGGGGCAAACGAAGGUGUCCCGUCGGCUUGCUUUCUUGCGCGACUGCGAAUUAAUGGACGAGAUGGUAGCGUGCGUUAUGUUCUGGACAGCGGCGAUAAGGUGGGACACACUAGGUGCCACGCUAACACCGCCUGCAGCGACGACACAACCAGCAUUACAAUACUAACCAGGAACGUGGAGGAGAGCGGGGGUGGUAGGGUAUACUUGCCCUCAGUUAUUAGUGGUAGGCAGAGAACCAACCAAACAUGGUCAAUGUAUUUUGCGUGAGAAAUAUCCUUAGUGGCAUUCAGGAAAGUGGUGGACCGUAUAUUGCCGGCUCUCGGAAGGUACACUGUUGUCAGGCAAGAGGAAAUUCGAUGAACGGAUUCUAUUAGCGCGACGAACAAAAUGCGUGAAUUGUAUUUAUCAAACCCGCAACAUUUCCGAAAACGCAUGAGGGGUGUCAGUUGCCAAUAUGCUGAAGGCUGUUUGUUUGCAUCAGGUCUUCUGGAAGGCCCCCACCGCGUCUUAUGCGGAGGCAAUGCACAGAAUUCUUUUAGUGCCUCGCGAUAAGUGGCAUAACGGCAUUCUUUUUCAAUAACAUGGAAACCAAGAUUAAUUUGAUGUCGCAAAAACUAUUGGUUUUUGUACUCGAUGGGAGCUUCUCAUGGUGGCUCUGCGAGAUUGAUACAUGUCAGGAGAGUUUAGCGCACAUCUUAUAUUCAACUUUAAUGGACAAUGAAGCUAGCUCAACUCUAGCAUACUGCAUCAGUAGGAACUUCGGUAGCGUUUUCUUGGGUCGUCUUUGUAGCGGUUCAUUUCAUUUUUCAUUCUUUUAAAUAUUUUCGCACUUCAUUUUCGCGGACGCCGGUGUGGAUCCGUUAUUGCCGCGUUCGGCCACUUGCCGCGACGGAUGAUAAGAAAGAAAAAAAAAAGAAGAAUGAAAAUUUAAAUUUUCGUUACGAAGUCCGGGCCUCGGAUUAAAAAAUAUUUUUUUUUUAAGUGUGCCCUUCUGACACAGAAUCGUCAAAGUGCCAUAGCUCUGUAAAAACAAAACGUGGAACUCGAAGUAGGUGUGCCGAGUACAUGUUAGAUUGUUAUCUGGUCGUUAACCGCAAUGGAUCGAGGUAUACGAGUGUUUACUGAAUCUUUACGUGGUCGUUACGAUAAAGGUACCCAAAGCCGUGUCAACGGCAUGCUGCGUAGCAGUGGUGGUGCCCAUCACAGCAUGAUGUACUCGCUACGUGCAAAAACUGCCCAGGAGCUGUGUUACGGUACUGAUGUUCUAAUGGUGCGUAUUGAUUAGCAUAUUGCAUUUAUAGUUUUGUCUGUUGUCUGGAAAUCAGCGCAAUGAAGCAAGCUUUAAUGUAGAGAUGGAGGCUUCACCUUGCAGCUCGCAUCAGUGCCAGUUCUAUUGAAUCGGGCGCACUGUUUUUUUUUUCGUCAUAAUUUAUUAAUAUUAAAAGCAACAUCAGAACCACGUCAAUAAGUCGGUGCAAUAAUGCGCCUUCACGCACGUGCUGUGAGCAUUGUGCCGGUUUCCAGAACUUUGUGCACUUGCAUCAGUUUUUGCUGCUGGUGAAUGUCUAUUCACACUGGGGAACAAGUGGGCCAAUACUAUCCGUAGCCGCUUGAGUAACGUGUUGUCUGCGGUCGUGUUACAUUGAAGGACCAACAAAUGCCCAGGAAACAUGUCCCCAACAAGCGGCGACGACAUGUUGACCAAGAGUUGGGCAACGCCGAGUCACGUAAAGCUCGACAUUUUCGACAAGGCGCUCGGGGGCUUUCGGUAGUUCUCUCCCGCUAUAUUGUCUCGCGAACAUCACGAUAAACGCACGACAAGUGGAAUAGAAAAAGAAAAUUAACAAGAAUUGCACUUGCGUCGUUAUGAUACGUGCUACGAAGAGCGUUCGACAAAUAAUAAAAAGAAAUCCUACUCGAGCGUUAUAGCGUGGUGCUGCACAGUGUGCGAGGGAAAACACGUGCCACCAAGAAAAAAAGGACGAAGCAAUGGUGUCGCUUGUUUUCGUUGUCGAAGCUGUCACACUGGCCAGUAUUGCUGCAGUGGCCAAUGCUGUUUUGCAGACUGAGAGGAUGCUUGGCGACAUAGACGGAGACCGUCACGUUGGCCAACUCUUGGAGAAACAUGUAAACAUGUCGACCGAAAGUUUGGAAACGUGUUCCGCAAUGUGAACAGACCCUUUGCGAGGGCCAACGCCUGGGACCUUUUUGUAUAUCACUGUAAACAAUGUCCACGUAAGAUGUAGCAUUGAAUGGUUCUGUGUUUAUCUGACAGCUGUAUGCCGUUGUUCACAGCAAUGAGAAUGAAGUUUCUGUGUUGCGAAUAUCGAUGUUAGCCCGAAAUCGUGCAUUGUGUGUGGUUUGAAAAAGACAAAAAAAAGGCACAAAUUUAGAGACAGUAAAUAUCAUGAAAUAAACUAUUGUUUGUUACCCG